CAGGAGAACGGACUCAGUCGUGGCCGCGCGAUCGCGCUAGACGAUAUUUACCUGCGCGCGCGCGCGAGAGAGAGAGAUCCCGGCAGGAGCGUAGCCGCUCUCUCGCGCUCUCAGAGCUCGCUCGCGGAGCCCCCCUCGGGAGCAGCGGGCCCUCCCGAGGCCCUACACGUACGCGCGCCCCGGCGAAACGAUAGCACCACGCAACACGGCGACACGACGAGGCCAACACGCCAUGCGACAGUCUUAGGGGGCACGCGGGGCCGAGGAGAGGGACGAGAUCUGCGAUCAGUAAGCGGCCAAGACGUGCAAGAUGCUGCCGAAGUUGCUAGCGUUGCUCUGGGCGGCAAUUCCGAUUGCGUUGUCCCAGAGCAACUACGCGUCGCAGGGCAACAGCAUCGAGUAUCAGCCGGGACUGCCGCCGAGCACGGUCCUCGACGGCAAGGUCACCAAGCUGGACGACAUCUCGUCGGAAAUCUAUCUCAAUCGAACGAAGGCCAACCUCAACUGCGGCCAGGGUAGCAUGGAGGUCAGCCUGGAGUUUAAGGAGCCGUUUUACGGGGUGGCCUACGCCGACUUCGACCGCAACAGCGCCUGCAUAUUCAAGGGUCGGGGCGCGCAAACCGCCAAGCUGGAACUACCUCUGAAGGGAUGCGGCACCAGGCAGGAUCCGCUGCGCGUCUUCACCAACAAUGUGAUCGUCCGCUUCCACCCCGGAUUGGAGAUGGACGGGGACGAGGUGAUCACUAUAGUCUGCAGAUACCCUCCGCCCGAGGUGCCAGCACCACCCGCGCCUCCGGCCAGCAUAUCGGCCACGUUGGCGCCCGCGCCGGUGACCGAGCCGCCGCUCAAGGGUUUCCAGAUCCUCAUGAUAAUCUGCGCGAUCCUGUUCCUGUCGCUGCUGCUGCUGGGCCUCGGCUGCUCCUACAUGUGCCUGAAGCGACGCAACGUGCGCGUGGUGCACCGCCACCCGUUCGAGAGCGGCACCGGCUCCGAGAUCACCAAGCUCUCGGGCUCGUCCCUCAGCAACAUCACCAUGUUCGAGGGCCUGAAGAUACCCCGCGCGCACGCCCUGCUCCACGCGGCCGCCGCGUCCACUUCCGGUAGCGAGGCGAAUCUCGUGAUCGAUCAUUCGGACACGCUGCCGAGCGACUACCCGAGCGAGAGCCACUCCGAGGUGGACGAAGAGCGCUCGCUGCCCGUGUCCUCCGCCGGCUCCUACGACAACAAGGCGUUCGUGGACCAUCACGAGGUGCAACAUCAGCGGCAGGUGGAGAUGCGCACGUCGAGCUCGCUGUACUCCGAGACGGUCGCCGCCGAGGUGGAGACCUCGUCGAUGACGGCCGCGAACGCGUCGCGGGUGAUGGUGCCGCGGCACCCGGUGGCCGUGCCGAUCGAGCCCAAGUUCGACGUGCAGAUGAGAGUGAAGAGAGCACCGCCGCCACCGCCGAGUCCCUUGCCGUCGGAGUCGGACGUGGCGAGCGUGGCGCUCGAGAGGAACCUCACGACCAUUCUGGAGAGAGAAGAGUCCAGCCUGAGCCGUUCGCUAGAGACCAGUCCCUACCGUAUGACCACCUUCUCCUACGUCCCCGAGCUCCACGGGCCGCCAGGGGGUGCAUCGUCCAUGUCCAGCAUCUCCCGGCAGCAGACCCCGCCAGUCUACUCGAGGAUCCUGCGCAAGCAGGCCGAGAGGGAGACCAGCGUGAUCCAGGAGAAACUGCCGUCGCCUGUGGCGGAGCAACCGGCGCUGCAGCAUCACGAGAUCCGCCGGCCGAGGUCCCUGACCUCCCUCAACACCGAGCUCACCGAGACCCGCUCGCUCACCGAGGUGACGGACGCCUCCCACGCCAAGUACCGGGUGGCGAGCAUCCUCGCGCCAACCCCGCCGCCACCGCCGCCCAUCGUGCCCACCAGUUCCACCACCACCACCCACACCGCGAUCCAACACCGUGAGCACCGUCUGCUGCGCGACGAGAUGGCCGAGCCGCUGGUCGAGCCGCAAGUGGUCGCACCCCGCCGGCCGGAGAUCACGACCCACGAGGUGGACGACGUGUUCCUGCGGACCGUCACCGAGAAGAAGACCAUUGAGGAUGUGGAGCGCCAUUGCCGCCAGGUGACCGAGUACCGCGCCCGGGCGCAGCCGCCGCCGGACCUCAAGUGGGACGUCACCAUUAGAAACUACCCGACGGAAGACUUGCCGCCGCCGCCGCCCGAGUGGGAGAACUUCUCGGACGUCAGCUCGGCUUCCAACCUGACCAUCACGAACGAGCCGACGACGAGCCAUCAGCUCGCCGACCUGGCCAUGGACGACGAGCCGGACGUGAACAUUGAGCCGACGUACACCACGCGCGCCGAGAUACCCUGCAGACCACCGCCGGCGGCGGCGCGCCGCUCCCUCGACGACUCCGACGCCGACUGGUACACCAGGCUGGCGCGCGUCCUGGAGCCCCGCUACGCGGCCGAGCUGACGGACGACGAGCGCGCCAAGUGGCGCGAGAUCAUCACCACAGAGAGCACGCUGAGGACCUUACUGACCGAGGCGGUGGUGAGAGAAGACUACGAGCUCAUACGUAAAGACGCGAGAUACAUCAACCUGUUCCCGCCGGCUAAGUGGGACGUGAUCAUACGGAUCCUCGGCCCACCGUCGGCGCACACCGGCUCCACCUCGUCCUCUGGCCACGGCAAGAACCAUGGCCAACGGUACAAGCGCUCCAAGUCGUCCGAGUGGGACACCAGGUCCCGCCGCUCCUCCUUGCCCACCCUGUACGAGUACGAGAGCGACGGCGGCAGCUCGGCUCGCACCCUGGGCAACCAGAGCCACCACCUGCAGACCUCUCAGUCCGCCACGACCAUGACGGCGCAGAGCGUCGGCCGCUCCCGCAGAUUCGCCGGCUCCAUCCACUCCCGCGGCGCCGGCGGCCCCGGCAGCGAAGCGGACCUCAGGUCCAUGUCCGAGAUGACGGUGCGCGACUUCGCCAGGGUCGACAGGGACGACCUGACCAGCUUGAGCUCCUUCGAAGGCGCCGACUCCUUGGUCCGCUCGCUCAGCCAACCUAGCCUGGCGAGGUCGGGCUCCGAGUUCACUGAGCACUGGGGCAUGCCCUCUGGCAUCCUGGACCUGCCGCAGUGGGCGGCCGAGCAUGACGGCGCCAGCUCGGUGGAAACGACGCCGCGCGCGCUCCGACGGGGCGACCGCCUGGAGGUGCUCGCCUCCUUCGACGAGCACAGACGCGCCGGCCUUGGCCCGGCCAUCACGAGAUCCAGCCGGUACAGCGAGAGAGAGCUGAACGUGCGCGUGACGGAGAGCCAGAGGGCCUCGGAUUGGUUCCACGACAACAGCUCCGAGCCGGAGAUGCAGAUCUGAGCGCGGGUUGGGUUCUUGGAUUCUCUCGGGCUUCACUUUCUGCGGCUCCCCUCAGCGCAUAGGGCCGACCCAGCGGAGGUUGACAGGGAUGAGCUUCGACGACGACCCCGGCAACCUUCCAACGACGUCAUUGUGUAGAAAAGAACUUGCGCGCGUCUUGGGUUUUCUUUGAUUCUGCUAGGAGUCGCGCACAGGGUGGAUCUUGACGGGUUAGCAACGGUUGUCCGCAAGUCUUUGGGAUGCACCGUUUUGAAAUUUUGCAAUGCUCGAAUUUAUUAAACUGAUUUUGUUGCGGUCACUUCAAACGUGUCGCGUGCUCUUCUCUGUUUUGGCAUAUUUCAUUUUUACACGCGCUUGUUUCUCCAAGUACAUUUCUUAGUUCACGAAAGGGCCUGUCGGAAAUAUUCCUACCUCUCGCCUUGGUUGACCAAGUGAUGAGUUUGUUCAUCAGCUUUUAUAUGUUAAAAUAAUGGAUCCUGAAAAGGUUAUCAAAAAUCUCCGCGCAAGGUUUAAGCUUUUGAACGGUUGGGAGAAUUUCAACGUUUUUUUAUAAAUUUCGCCGAACACGUCUAAGUCCAAAUUUUGCGUAGGGACCUUUGCUGGUCUCUUUAGGGUUUAUUAUUACACGGUAGAACCCCAGUAAGACAAAGGGUCUAAAGCGCUACAUCCCAGGGACUACAUGCAACCUCCACGUAGUUUCAAGCACAAAUGACUUCGAGUUCCACCCUCUGUAACGCUCCUUAAAAUCGGGAAGAUCUCCGAGAGGUAUAAUCUUUUCUACGCAAUCCGAAUCGAAACUCGACGCGACACUUUUUGAUUCAUCGAGCGGUCGAUAUUUUCGUCACUCGCGAGGAUUACUGCGAUCGUUUCAUUUCGACGAAGGAGCAAACUUUGGCUCUUCCGCGCGGGAACAAGGAGAAGCGUCUUUCGCGUUAACAGCUGCAGACGUCACGUCCCGAGAGAUCGAGUGUGCGAUUCAGGCCCGUAAGUAUCGCAAUCGAGAUUGAAAGUUCGAGACGCGCGCCGCCGGAGGGUCGCGCGUAUUUGGCAGAUUCCAAGUACCUCGCCCUCCCGACCGCCCGAGGGAUUAAAGGGUGUCGCGAAAGAAGUUUGUCCAAGUGUAGCUUACGAGCGACUGCCAGGUUGCGUAUGUUUCGCUCGUACCACCCUUUCCUCGGUAAACACCCACAUCGAGGAACCCCUCGUCGAUGACCUUCACUCUCACAUGCGUCAUCAGUUGCACAGCCCUGAGUGACGAGCAAAAAGUCCUCGGUCUUUGUUCAUUCAAAAGUUGUCGACAAAACAAGUUUAAGAAACGUCGCACAGCUGAUCUAACUUGAUCCUUGUCACCUAAACGGGACCAAUGUACGAGCAGGGUAGGUCGCCCUGUGAUUGACCCUUAAGGGCCCUACCCUGGGUGAAAUUUUACUUCAUGCGAAUUUCGUUUCGUUCUUGCAUUUGUUUGAUUUUUAUAUUUCCAAAAUAAAAAUAUAUAUACGAGGGUGAAAUUUCAUUCAUGAUAGAAUUAACGUGAUUUCCUCUGAUGGUAGUUCUUGAAGGUUGGAAAAGUUCAAGGGUUAGAAAAGUUUAAGUACCUGGAACGCUUGUUUUGGGAUUUGUAAGAAUGCAUUAAUCGCAGCAUACACGUGCGACGGGUGAAAAAGCACCCCUAACCUAAUCUAACCCAGCCCAACCCAACCUAUCCUGCUUACGCGACGCGGAUUAGGUUAGACCAACUGUGCGUUACUUCUCAAGCUCUUUUUAGCAACAAACCUUCGUAAUAAACCAGCAGACGGUUAUGACUUUUCGAUUACCACUCAGGAUUAUGUACUUGAUGACAUAUGCGAAGGUGAAGGUCAUCAACGAGGUGUCCCCAUAAUGCAAACAAUUACCCUCAUCUCUUCUUCCCCCGCGACCGUCCCCCCUUCUCCCGGUCGGUGUGCAUGCGCACGCACGCACACACACACACACACACACACACACACACACACACACACACACACACACACACACACACACAUCGAUACCUUGCCAAGAGUGACGCGAAUCACACAACACAACGGCGCGCUGCAAAAUCCAUUUACUCGCAGCCAGCCAUUUCUUCCUUUCAUUCUUACGUCGAUUGUAUACGCUGUCCUACUUCCACCCAUCCUCCUCUCCUCAUGGCCGUUCACUGCCGAUUUCGUCCUCGCGCCCGACAGUUCGAGGACUCGCACACAGACAGUCACACAUGUACACACGCUCAACCGCGCGGAUUCCGAAUCGCCCCAAUUUCGGGGAACGCCUCCGUCCACCGCGCGUUCAAGAUCUCUCCCUCCUUUCCUCCCUCUCUCUCUCUCUCUCUCUCUCUCUCUCUCUCUCUCUCUCUCUCUGUCUCUCUCCCAAUGUCGCAAUAUCCCGAAAUUUCGGGAACCACGAGACCGCCACUCUCUUCACACACGCCACUCGCGAGGCGCGAGACACGCGAGUCACCGCAGUCUCGGCCGCGAGUGGGUCUGCGGAUUCUGGCGGUGAGCAAGCACCAAGCGGGACCAUCCCCGUCGCGCGCGAGUUCAUCCCCCGAAGCCCGCCGGCGCGGGUAAGACAGGUAGAGACGGACGUCUGUCUGGAAGUCGCGUCGAGCCGGCCGAUUUCUCAAAGCGGGCGUCAUAAGUCGACGGUGUCGAGGUAUGUUACGACGGCGAUUUCUCGGAACGCUCGAUUUGAUAACGGGUUCUUUAUUGAUAUCGAAUUCGCGGAGGAGAACACGGUUGGUCGGAGGGAAGGAUUUUCUGCUGAAAUAUGAACGACGUGCGGGAACGCCAAUCCAAGUUAGCCGGAAUUCGGGAUUAAAUCGCCGAGAUUUCUGGUCAACUUGAGCAGAAUUUUCUGCUGUUUGCAAUUGGAAUCCCCGAAUCGUUCAUAUUUCAUCGGAGCAUUGCUUCGCCCGACCAAACAUUUUUCUCCCUCGCAUGACGUCUCGCCGAUGCCGCGGCGAUGUGUGAUCGAUAUCUCGAUGUCGACCUGGUGUUUAGGGAACAAGCGUUAACCCUUCAUACCCUUAAUUAAUUAAUUAAUUAGCCGAUUUAGAAAUUAGAAUUAAUUUAGCCAAGACCUUGCUGUGAAAUUUUUCGACAAUUAAAUAGCUUUCGGCAUAUUAUAAACGUAAAGAAUAAGAAAAAUGAAUUUUAUAACAAUGCAAUGAUUUCAAAGUGGUGCUUGCAAGUACCGUCGGGAUUUAAAGGGCUAAGUGAUUUAAUCGAUAUAUCGAUUCGACUCGAGCGCGAUGCCGAUCGGAUACCGACCGGAUCGUCAAUAAAAUCGACACCUAAAUACGACAGUUUUAAAAUAUCAGAUCGAACACAACGAUUAUAUUAUAUCGACCUGAUAUCGACUCGACGGAUGUAUCGAUUCUCGACCCGAGUGUGAUGUAAGCCGAACAUGGGAGAUUUAUAUCAGCUAACCGAUUUUGUGAAGCAACUGACUCGGUCUCGAUUCGUUUAAUCGGUAAAAGCGCCUUCCGAUCGGCCAUGAACCAUUUUCGCAGCCGCUUUGAUCGGUCAAAGAGAUUGUGGCACCAGAGUACUCCCUUAUCUCCCAGAUAUCGAUGGCGACGUCCUGCAGAUAUCAAAUCGACCGUUGAAGUCUCCAGCGACCUGUGAACCCGGCUUAAGCCGCGGGCUUCGAUGGAUCGAUCGGCGCAAAUCCGUCCGACACUCAUCCUCCCCCCGUUUCUCACGAUCCACGGGGAUGAUGCGAGAACUAGCGAAUCGCAAGGAUGGGAAAGUAACGAGUAACAAUAAUAAUGAUAAUAAUAAUAACAACAACAACAACAAUAAUAAUAAUAAUAGUAGUUUGUAAUGAUCGCGUCGAGGGACCGAGCACGCGCGGCUCGUUCUCAGCUUCCUAACGUUCGACAGAGAUCGCGGCGAUCUCCCUGGGCGGGAGACCACGCGGGGUGGCUUCCAGCCGCCCCCUUCUUCCCUCCUCCCUCCCCCUCCCCCCUCGUCGGCGGUACAACUGCGAUAAUAGUCUUACUUAGGUAACGAAACACACGGUGCUGGGUUAUACGCUUCAAACGUUAGCUAGAAUCGCCCUCCUCCCCCCUCCCCCGUGCCCAGGAAUCCUCAGACCCCCUCCGACCUCCCUGCCCGUCCACGCAGGCCCGUUUUCCCGAAUUUACGAUGUAUCGUGUCGUCGGAGAUCGUACGGCCGCCGUGUCUCGGUGUCGACCGACACGGCGCGCAUUGUUGUCUUCGCGCGCGCGUAGAUAGUUGUAUCCGUGUAAUUACGCGCCCUUACCGCUACAAUGUAUAUUCCUAUGUGUACCACGUGCGCGGAUGAUCCACGUGCAGUCAUCAGGAGCUCACGGAGUCGCCCUCCUUUGGGCGAGCCGCGGAGACGGAAGGCCUGUCCUUGAAAACGGUUUCGGAAACUUUGGUUUUAGGUUUUAGGUUGGUAGGCCUUUAACUCUUACGAGGAGACACAGGGAACGCGAAAAUUCGAAGAAUUCUUUAUGUGGAAAUAAAGUAGUUCGUUCGUAAUGCGAAACUAUUUUUUGUUCGUGCGGAAUUCCAGGCCGAGGCGGUGAGAUCACCCUUCGAGGAAAGAACCAUUUCCAUUUUUAGCGUAUAUCUUUUAAAAUACGAGGCGUAUGCAAAAAUGGUUUAUAUGAAAGUCGCAGUGUAUUUCAUACUCUUUGCAACUGUGUAUUCAGGUUCUGCAAAAUUGAAACAUUUUUGAAACCCCUUCCGCGCUCCUUCAAUUUUGCAAAAAAUAGUUUUACAUUACGGAUGAACUACGUACUUUACUACUUCCGCGCAAAGUUCCAGAAUUUUUUUAACUUCCGCGUUUCCUAACCUUCCUUGUUAAAUGUGUUCCGCAAUUGAUCAGCCGAUCACGCUUAAACGUCACAGCUGUAUAUUGUUUCGUUUACAAGCUUGAUUUUGACUAUUCAUUUUGCAAUAUUAGAUAGAGAGAUGGAUAGAUUUUUUAUUAGUCACUAUCUUGAUGAUUGAUCAACUGAUGAAUUGUGAGAUUAAUAUCGAAGUUAGUUUAGGGCCUACCAACUUUAUAACUAAAAGCAAAACCGAUUUCGAGACAGGGCCGAGCCUCAGGGCGCUCGCGGGGCGCGCUUUCGUCGACGUGCGAGUCCUCAAAGCGGCGGCGACGCCGGAGACUUCCGGAACGCUCGAAAUUUGCGAAACGCCCGCCGUCUUUGGGUUUUUGACUUCUCACCGCGGUCGAAUCUUGAUUUGUGAUGUCGGAAGCGAGCGAAUGGGCAUUCCUGCAAAAUACGUCGAGAUCGAGAAAUGUGGUUGAAAAAUAGCACUCACAUCAACCGAGCACACCGAUCAAGUACUCUGAAUACUUUCCUUUUGCCGUAACGACCGGGACUGGCAUGUUUCGAACUCUUUGUUUAAAACAAAAGUCUUAAACGUGUUUUAAACAUUCGAUAAUAAUUAGACAUACGUUUUUUAUAAGAUGUUUGUGGGUUUUUUUAAGGUGUUUGGUAGAAAUUUUGGACGUAAAAUUAUUGGUGAUCUUUUCGCAAAACGUCCAUUUUAUACAAGUGUAUACAUUAUUGCACGAUUAUUUAAAAAAAUAAUGAUUACAUAUACAUGUAUAUAUAUAUAUAUAUAUAUUAUAUCUAUUUACUUAAUAAUUCACAUCUUGUAUAUAUAUUUCAUAGUUUGUUUAAAUGAAAUGAUUUGAAGAAAAAGUUUUCUUAUUGAACCAUUGACUACAGUCCAAACCGCAUCAAAUUGUACUAAAACUCAAAUGCACAUUUGAAAAACAUGCUUAACCCUUAAAAGCUACACCAUUAAAUAUCACCCUAAGUUAACUUUUCUUGUUAUUGUUUUUAACAAAGUAUAUACAAAAAUUGAUCCGUUUUAUAAUAAUAUUGUCGCUACUGAUAGCGUAAAUAAAUACCUGUAAAAUUAGCAUUGUCAGCGUGACGUUUUUCAAUAAAAUUAAAAAUUUACAUGGGGUGAAGUUUCACCUACGGCAGCCUCCAAGGGUUAAAGCAUAUUUAAAACGUAUCCGAAAAACGGAAAACAGAAAAGAAAUAUAAUGUUUUGUUCUUUUUUUUUUAUUUUUAGUGUGUUUUUUACCAAUCCUGAUAACGACCAACGAAUAAGCGUGAAAUUCGCGCAACGGAAUCACGAGGAGGGGUAGGUCGAGAGGGUGAGCCGCGUGUCACGUUGACUCGACGCUAACCUUUUGACUGUCAGAGCGGGAGGAGAGUGUUCGGAGUAUUUCGCAAGGGUGCUCGAUUGAUCGCGAGUGUCAUUCUCCGGAGGUGUUUCCUUGUUAAAUCGUACUUUUUGCGGGACUGUCGCGAGCGCGCAUUCUGCCGCUCCUUGACGUCACAAGCCGCGAGAUGGCCGCGGCCGGGAGCCUUGACACUGCAAAUCCGAGCGUGUUAUUCAACACGUGGAAACGCAAACACGUUUGGUAAAACGCCGUUUAAUAAAAACGACGUGAGACUCGAGACGAGCAGGAACGCGCAGGGAAACUGCUUCAGCCGGUCGCACGCUGGAUGCGUGUAAAAUUAGCGGCCGCGCAACCGCAGCGUGAAGCUGGCGCCCCCGGGCGGCGAGAAAAAUGAAUGCCGGCUUGUAAUUUGUCGUAAAAGAAAAAAAAAAACUACUCACACACACUCAUGUAACGACGCAUUUUAUACACUUAGCGGACGUUGAAUAAAACCGAAGGAAAUAAA
Messenger RNA from Harpegnathos saltator (Jerdon's jumping ant), 10064 nucleotides. It is a transcript of the gene pot, whose product is annotated as zona pellucida domain protein papillote. NCBI's taxonomy places the organism in Eukaryota, Metazoa, Arthropoda, Insecta, Hymenoptera, Formicidae. The record is from RefSeq and is a predicted model, not a curated record. The transcript has 6 exons. Bases 311 to 3361 code for a protein of 1016 amino acids.